Colletotrichum lupini is the source of this 2385-nucleotide messenger RNA. Its product is annotated as major facilitator superfamily transporter. Gene Ontology annotation, molecular function: transmembrane transporter activity. NCBI's taxonomy places the organism in Eukaryota, Fungi, Ascomycota, Sordariomycetes, Glomerellales, Glomerellaceae. Gene Ontology annotation, biological process: transmembrane transport; protein folding. The record is from RefSeq and is a predicted model, not a curated record. The coding region runs from base 1 to 2385 and encodes 794 amino acids. The transcript is spliced from 12 exons. Gene Ontology annotation, cellular component: prefoldin complex.
AUGGCAUCGACGGCCCCGGGUCGCGAAGUAGAUGAGUGCUGUGUACUCCACUUCUUUGACUCGAUAGCCGCCUCCUUGACGAGUCUGGACGUAGUCGAGGUAGAUCUGAGGGCUGGUCAGCAGGGCGUGCCAGGCGCUACCGCGCGGCUUUUUGGGAGCUCCAGUGUUGAGGCUGUCACCGUCACCGACACCAUCGUCAAACCCACCACGCAUCACGUUGCACCACAUAGUACCAAGAUGUUGUCACGGCGCAUGCUCACCAAGGCGGACGAGGAGUCCGUCGGCGACGAGGUCGAAGUUAGGAGGGAGGACCAAGACAAGAUCAACAAGUUCAGCCGUCUGCACCAGCGCGAACUCAUAAUCGAGGAGGAACUCAAGAACAAGAGCAAAGAAAAGGAAGAGCUCGAGGAUCUCAGCACAGAAUUGGAGCUUGCGGACGAAGACGAAACAGUACCAUACAAGAUUGGCGACGCUUACUUCCACGUAUCGCAACCUCAAGCAAUAGAGAUGCUCGAGCAGGCAUCGACCAAGAUCGAGGAGGAUGUCGAGGGGUUAGAAUCGAAGCUGGAAACGAUUAAGGAGGAUAUGAACCAACUCAAGGUCGAACUGUACGCCAGAUUCGGAAAGAGGGGCAACAAGGGCAGCACCGGGGAUGCGGCGGGAAAGCACAUCGCCGCGCCGCGGCCGGAUAAGCGGCCCUUGAAAACCAAGUGGGUCUUGCGGUUCGGCUCCGAUGAGAGCAAUCGAUCCUCUCUAUCAGAGACGGUGAGGAGGAUCGAUGAAGAUGAAGCACGCCAGAGGUAUGAGGCUCGUGCCGAAGAGCAGGGUCUGGACGAAAAGGAGAUGGCCAGCCCCAACUCAUCAAGUGACGAAGAUGAGCCGACAAUAAUAUCUUGGGAUGACGGUGAUCCAGAGAACCCGUACAACUGGUCACAUACCAAAAAGUUUCUGAUCCUUUGCUUAACCAUGAUGCAAGUCAUCAACAGCACAAUGGGCUCGGCCCUCCCAUCCAACGCGAUACCCUUCAUAACCGCCGAAUGGGGCAUCACAAACGAGCAACAGCAGGUCUUGCCCAUUUCCGUCUUUCUCAUCGGCUACGUCUUCGGGCCUGUAGUCUGGGCACCUCUCAGCGAGCAUCUCGGCAGGAGAAUGUUGACCAUUGUCACCUUUGUCAUGUUCACCAUCUGGACCAUGGCCUGCGCCCUCGCACCCAGCUGGCCUGCGUUUCUCUUCUUCCGCUUCUUCACGGGCGUAUUCGCCAGCUCACCCAUCGCUAUCGUGGCCGGUAUCCUCGCAGAUAUCUACGGGGACACCGAGACCCGCGGCCGUGCCAUGACAGCCUUCAUGGUCACAACCACCUUCGGCCCUCUCUUCGCCCCGAUCGUGUCCGGUUUCUGCUCCACGACAAUAGGCUGGCGCUGGUCCUUUUGGGUGGCUCUCAUCUACGCCGGCCUGACCCUCAUCCCGAUCCUCCUUCUCCCCGAGACCUACGCGCCCGUCCUGCUCCUCCGACGAGCACGAAAGUUACGCAAACUAGACCCCUCCGCCGCCGUCAUCGCGCCCCGCGAGAUGGAGAGCACGGACUUCAAGCACAUCGCAACCGUCGUCCUGACCCGCCCCGUACGCAUGAUCAUCUUCGAGCCCAUCGUCAGCUGCACGUGCGCCUACCUGGCCUUAGUAUACACAAUCUUCUACAUGUCCUUCCAGGCCUUCCCCAUCAUCUUCCAGAAGCUCUACGGUCUCUCACCGGGUGUGGCUGGCCUCGCCUACCUCCCCAUAGGCGCCGGCGCUCUGCUAGUGGUGCCCAUCUUCAUCGGCUGGGAGCAGGGCCAUCUCCGCGCGCAACGCAACGGUCACGCAUGGGCCAAGCGCGAAGAGUUCCGCCGUCUCCCUUUCGCCUGCGUCGGCGGACCGCUGUUCUUCAUCUCUUUGUUCUGGCUGGGCUGGUCUUCCAGAGAAGGCGUCAGCUUCGUCGCGCCCAUGCUGGCGGGCAUCCCGUUCGGGAUGGGCUUCAUGCUCAUCUUCAUCGCCCUGCUCAACUAUCUCACCGACGCCUACGAGAUCUUUGCUGCCAGCGCUAACGCGGCGGCCUCGACGAGCCGGUCUCUGCUCGCUGUGGUGCUGCCGCUGGCGACGACACGCAUGUUUAAUAAGCUCGGUAUUGCUGGUGCUUGUAGCUUGCUCGGUGGGUUCAGUGCUAUCAUGUGCAUCAUCCCCUUCAUCUUUAUCUGGAAGGGCGAGCAGAUUCGAGCGGGAUCGCGGUUUUGUAUCGCGCUUCAGGAGAGGAAGGCUGAGAUGCAGAGAAAGGUUGAGGAGCAGAAGCAGAGGGAGGAAGCGAGGAGGAUCAGCUUGAGGGACAGCCCUGCUCGGAAAGAGGAGGUUUGA